GCCAAGGCUUGAUUACUAUGUAGCGUUCGCCCCGACGCGUAAAGUGGCUGCAGAACGCGUCGGAACUCUGUUAGCCCUUCUCGGUGGCAUCGUCCCUUCCUUCCACACGCUACGCAGGAGAGCAGUACGUAGUGCGUAUUUCGAGGUCCAAUCUUUUUUGUCCCUUUUUUUAUACCUUCUUUUUUUUUUUGCGCAACCACCUGAGUUUCGGAGUGAAUUGUGAAAGACAGGCAAAGGAAAUAUAUUCCUACCCAACCAUGUUUAUCGGCAUCUGCGGCAGCAUCUGCGCGGGCAAACACACUAUUGCUCGCUAUCUGGUUGACCACCAUGGCUUCACCCAACUCCAUCUGGAUCUCCGGCCCAACCAUGGCACAGAACAUACCACCGGCGGUGCCACCCCCGCGGACAGCAGCAGCAGCAGCUUGAGCAGCUCCGGAACCUCGUCGAAACAUCCAUACCACUUUUCUAGCCCCGACGACCUCCUCGACUUCGUCACCAAGCAUUGGCGCGAACGGUGGGUGACCACCGAUAUCCCCUCGGAAUCCGUCCUCGAUCAAUACGCCCGCCGCCCUUUCUUCCUCCUCCUCAGCGUUGAUGCCCCCAUCACCGUCCGCUGGCAGCGAUAUCAGGCACGCCAAAAACAGCGCCAAGCCCUCCUCCCCAAUAGCACCGCCCCGCCAGACGGCUCGCCGCCCGCGGCAGCUCCCACGCUAGACUCCUUUGAAACCUUCGCCGCCCUCUCGGACGCCCACCUCUACGACCCCGUCACCGGCGUCAACCCCCUCGUCUCACGCGCCGCGGUCCGGCUUCUCAACACAUCCUCCUCCCUCGCCCACCUGUACGCGACCCUGGGCAAGCUGGACUUGCUCAACCCGGACCGGCUGCGGCCUUCGUGGGACUCGUACUUCAUGGCGCUGGCGUCGCUCGCCGCGCAGCGCAGCAACUGCAUGAAGCGGCGGGUCGGGUGCGUCGUGGUGCGCGACAAGCGCGUCAUCUCGACGGGGUACAACGGCACGCCGCGCGGACUGCGGAAUUGCGGCGAGGGCGGCUGCGGCCGCUGCAACGCCGCCCAGGGGUCCGGCCACGGCCUGUCCACCUGCCUGUGCAUCCACGCCGAGGAGAACGCGCUGCUCGAGGCCGGCCGCGAGAGGCUCCGGGACGGCGCCGUCCUCUACUGCGACACGUGCCCGUGCCUGACGUGCAGCAUCAAGAUCGUGCAGGUUGGGAUCGGGGAGGUGGUCUACUCGCAGGGGUAUAGCAUGGACCAGGAGGCGGCGGCCGUGUUUCGGGAGGCCGGCGUGCGGUUGAGGCAGUUUGUGCCGCCUGCCAAUGGGCUGAUACAUCUCGAAAAGCCGGAUUUAUACACUUAGAGUGACUGGUGUUGAGACUAUAAGAGCAUGGGUUGAUGUACAUACAGCUGGCGAGGCAUGAUAGACUGGAUUCAGCUAUCCCUGGCGUCCCGGGAUUCCGAGUUGCUUGUCCCCCUUCUUUCUUAUGCUCUUUUGUGGGAGGGCGGCUAUCCUGGCAAACCCUAUCCCUUUCACGCAACGGACCAUGUUCACUCACGAUCAAGGAACUGCUGUACAAACCCCGGAGGCCGUCUCGG
Molecule: messenger RNA, 1606 nt
Organism: Thermothelomyces thermophilus ATCC 42464
Lineage: Eukaryota; Fungi; Ascomycota; Sordariomycetes; Sordariales; Chaetomiaceae
Exons: 3
Coding region: 258-1370 (370 amino acids)
Molecular function (GO): hydrolase activity; zinc ion binding
Source: RefSeq, a predicted model, not a curated record